This is a messenger RNA of Eubalaena glacialis (North Atlantic right whale), 1823 nucleotides long. RefSeq names its product ceramide synthase 4 (gene CERS4). The record is from RefSeq and is a predicted model, not a curated record. Gene Ontology annotation, biological process: ceramide biosynthetic process. The transcript has 12 exons. Lineage: Eukaryota; Metazoa; Chordata; Mammalia; Artiodactyla; Balaenidae. The coding region runs from base 366 to 1547 and encodes 393 amino acids. Gene Ontology annotation, molecular function: sphingosine N-acyltransferase activity; DNA binding. Gene Ontology annotation, cellular component: membrane.
GGGAGGGGGUCCAGGAAGCGGCCUAGUCGCACGGAAGGGGCCGAGCUCCGGAGGACCCCGCGCCCAGCAGGGCUCAACCGGUCCCCGCCCCGGCCCCGCCCUCCAGGCCCCGCCCCCGAUCCCGCCCGGCGCUCCCCUAAAGACUGCUUCCCCGCCCCCGGCCGAGGCGGUGCCCGGAGCAGAGUCCGCCUGCGUCGUGCGGGCAGUACGCGUCUCCUUCUCCUCUGCAUCUGCGCCAGGCGCGGUGUCCCCCGCCCCGCCGCCGGCCCCCGGUGCGCCCGGCCGCCUGAGACCCCAGACAUUCUGAGGACUUCAAGCCCAGGAAACAGCCUCUCAGGUAGCUCUAAGGAACUGCUCCAAAGAGUAUGUGGUCCAGCCUGAAUGAGUGGCUAUGGCAGGAGAGGUUCUGGCUACCACCCAACAACUCGUGGGCUGUACUGGAGGACCGCGAUGGCCUGGUCUACGCCCACCCCAAGGACAUGCUGAUGGCCCUGCCCCUGGCUCUGGCCCUGGUGGCCGUGCGCUUCACCUUUGAGAGAUUCAUUGGCCUGCCCCUGAGCCGGUGGCUGGGUGUGCGGAACCAGACCAGGAGGCCGGUGAAGCCCAAUGCCACGCUGGAGAAACACUUCCUUAUGGAAGGGCAGAGACCCACAGAGCCCCAGAUGAGCCUCCUGGCGACCCAGUGUGGGCUCACACUGCGACAGACCCAACACUGGUUCCGGAGACGCCGGAACCAGGACCGGCCCUGCCUGACCAAGAAGUUCUGUGAGGCCAGCUGGAGGUUCGCCUUCUAUCUGUGCUCCUUCAUCGGUGGAAUCUCGGUUCUUUACCACGAAUCGUGGCUGUGGACGCCGGUAAUGUGCUGGGACAGUUACCCACAGCAGCCCCUGAAGCCGGCCCUGUACCACUGGUAUCUCCUGGAGCUGAGUUUCUACGUCUCUCUGCUGAUCACGCUGCCCUUCGACACCAAGCGCAAGGACUUCAAGGAGCAGGUGGCACAUCACUUUGUGACCAUCACCCUGAUCGUCUUCUCCUACAGCACGAAUCUGCUGCGCAUCGGCUCUCUGGUGCUGCUAUUGCACGACUCCUCCGACUACCUGCUGGAGGCCUGUAAGUUGUUCAACUACACGCACUGGCGGCGCGUGUGCGACGCUCUCUUCAUCAUCUUCUCGUUGGUCUUCUUCUACACUCGCCUCGUGCUCUUCCCCACCCAGAUCCUCUAUACCACAUACUACGAGUCCAUUGCCAACUCGGGCCCCUUCUUUGGCUACUACUUCUUCAACGUGCUUCUGAUGACGCUACAGCUGCUGCACGUGUUCUGGUCUUGCCUCAUCCUUCGCAUGAUCUACAGCUUCGUAAAGAAAGGCCAGAUGGAGAAGGAUGUUCGCAGCGACGUGGAAGAGUCAGACUCCAGUGAUGGGGAGGCAGCCCAGGAGUACCCGCAGCUGAAGAACAGGGCAGCUCACCGGCCCGGAUCAGCCCCCACUGAUGGCCCUCGGAGCCGGGCAGCCAGGCGGAUGGCCAACGGGCACACACCAGCCACGUAGCCGGCCGAGGACUGACCACAAGGGGCUGCCCCAGCGCCCGGCAGCUCGGAUUCGUGGGGUGGCUGGACUGGGGACCCUUGGGCCGAUUCUCUGGAGACAGGGAGGGCCCCACCCCCGGGGCUGAUGAUCUGUCUCCAGCCCCUUCCGCCCACCCUCCCUCCUUCCCUCAGGCUAAUGGACGGAGCUGCGGCCGGGGGAGAGAGGGGUGCAGGCAGCCUGGCAACUGUGAAGAGCCCCAGGCUGAAAGGGGGUCCAAUAAAACUUGACCGGAGCCAA